Molecule: messenger RNA, 6744 nt
Organism: Symbiodinium sp. CCMP2592
Lineage: Eukaryota; Dinophyceae; Suessiales; Symbiodiniaceae
Source: the annotation of a GenBank genome assembly
AUGGACACCACAGCUCCCACAAAUCCUGCAGGUGUGCCUAUCUCCGAACUAGGUGAUGACGACACGGAGUCCGCCCGCUCGAGAUCGAAUCUGGGCGCAGAGCUUCCGGUUGUCACCGCCCGGGAGGGUCGGGUAGCUCUCACUGAGCAGACGCUGCGUUCGCAUGUUGGGUCCCUCGGACCUCAACCAGCAUACGUGCCGUCACGAGCGUCGCUGACACAUCAGCCCUCACCCACAGUCGUAGGCUAUUCUCCGGUGCCUCCAUCGCACACCUCCGUUCCAACUGUCGUGAAUCAGUUGUAUCAGCAUCAGCAAAACGUUCUGAUCAGUGCGGAUCCUGCACUGAUAAUGGAUACAGCAAAUGCAAGACAUGCUGAAGCCGUUCGCAACAUCCAAAGCGAAAACAGGGAGCAAAUUCUCGCUUUGGAAACAGGUGCCAUGAGUCAAGUCGCUCAGCUGAGGCUUGAGCAUGCACAGUUGCAGUCAAAAGCCAGAGCCUUUGAAGAACAGGCUAAUCAAAACAUCCAUGCUGGUCGGCAGGCCGUAGCCCAGUACCAAAUUGAGGCUGAAGCAGCCGCUGCUGAAGCUGAGCAGCUAAGGCAGCGCCUCCUAUCCGCUGAACAGACAGCUGCGAAUGUUGUCGCCCAGGUGGAAACCGAGGCUAAUCGCAGGUUGCAGGCUAAUCAAGCCGACGUGUCAGCUCGUGACAACGAGCUCUCUGGCCUCAAAGGUGAGAUGCAAGAGAUGAUGAGGAUUCAAGCCCUCAACAUGGAGAUGCUGCAAAAGGACAAUGCCGAGCUAAGAACACGCUUGGCGGGAGCCAAAGCUGACCCAUUGGGCAAUGAACCGGAACAGUUUGGAAAGAUCACUUUCACCGGCCUUCAAGAGCUUGACGAUGGGAAGGCAAUCAUCCAGUUAGCCAGGGAUUACCACAAGGCUGGCGCCUCUGUACUUCUUUGGUUCCAUCAACGGAAUCCGGGGGGUACAGACAAGGAUCAGGACGAGCUCAAUAGCAUCAUGUUCUCCAAGACUUGGGCUUCGUUUGUUGACAUCGCCGAUGCUCUUAAGAAGUACAAAGCGAGGUUCAUCAUUACGUGGCCCAGGGACAGCGUGUUCUGGGGAUGGCAGCGUGUCAAGAGGGUACUUGAUGGAUUGAAGGAUAGUGCCAAGAAAUCAGAGUCCCAACACUACUUCAAAGGCACCCUUACUGCGAUCCUUAGUCGUGUUUUUGAAGAUCAUGAAUCCCACAAACCAGAGAGAAAUCAGACUCACGUUGUAGCUGUUGCGCUCAAGAUUCAAGCAUCCCCAGCGUCCUCUCUUUCGCUCCUUCCCAUUGCGAACAUGUCCUCUGCCCAGAGCACCCGUGACGCUCUUGCACAGGGAACCGCAGCCCGGGAGGGUGUGCCGACUGCUGAGGAAUUGCAGUAUGCAACGGCUGAUCGUGAGGAACGCAUUCAGGCGUAUCGUGCCGCACUCAAAAGUGCCGACCGCCUGGCCGACGCCAUGGCCGGAAUCACCCACCUUGCUCGGCAUGCUGACCUUGCUGAGGUGUUUGAUGAACCCGGGGCUGACGCCGACGGUGAUGAAAUGUUCCUUGGAAUCAUGACGGUGAAGGAAUGGCGCGACAUGCGUGUGCAUGCGCCGAAUGCGCCCUGGACUGCACUGUACGAAGCCUGGUUCCGUCACUAUGCUUGCCGCCAGGGCAACCCGUACAUGCAGGACCAACGCAACACCUCCCUGACGGGAUGGUCAGCCCUCAUCCUUCAGCACAUUAAGGAUUUGGGUAUCCUCGGAUGGGGUGUUAACUUCGAGAAUGCCAUCAAUAAGACGGCAAUGUAUGACAUUUGCCAUAGGGUCCACAUUCUGUCAGAGGGUAGCGGUACCUUCCCACUGUUUCCUGCGAGCUCAGCUCUCUUGGACGGGCUCUACAGCCCAGCCUUGGGCAGGAUUUCCGCGCCCCCCACGGCGGAAGCCGGUGGUUUCGACGGCACCGACAUUCUUGUGGCCGGGGACUCAUCCUUGGCAUUGUGCUGGAUGCAAGGAAAACGGUGUGUGAAGAAAACCACUAUCUUCCCGAUGAUGCAGGACAUAGUCCGCGCGAACCCAGAGUUCGGGGAAGUCACAUGCCUGAUGGAGUGGGGCAAAGGUCUCGACAAGAUCAUUGAUGUGAUCGAGCCGCAGCGUGAGCUGGACGAGAUUGAACAUUGGCCCGCAAAGCAGCGGCUGAUGGUCGAGAAGAGCGUCCGCCGCCUCAUCGAGCUGCGGAAGCACACUCGUGUCAGAGGCCUGACGGUUCUCUUGGGAGAUGACAACGGUCGUUUUUACAACCUGCCCAGCGAGUAUGAUGAAGAGAUGGGUAAGUACGCCCGGCAGUUGCUCAGCGCAGGCAUCAGCGUCGUUGAUCCAUCAAGCCUCCUGAUGAGGACCACGCGUCCUGACGGGUUCCACAUCGAGGUCACAGACCCGAAUGUGACUGCAUCCUUGCAGUGGUGGCAUGCUCUCAUUAGAGCCGUGUCCACCGACCGAAUCAUCACUCGCCGGAAGGCUGAGUUCGUCGCCAAUCAGAGAAGUAUUGUGUUCCGCAAUCACUUCGAGCUUGGGAAGGCCGAAAAGACGCUCACGGUGCCGCCUGCUAGCCAGCGCAUCCUUGAGCCAUUGGACCACGCACCCAAGCUUCCGGCGGAAGCCAGGGAAGAGGAUGAGCAGAUCGUUCUCGAUCACCCUCUUCUGAUGAUGAUGCCUGAGCCGGUCGAUGAUAUCGAUCUCAAGCCGGAAGGCUCUGAAGAGGUGACCCAGGUUGAACACGUUCUAUUCAGCCGUGAUGUUGGGUCAGAGCUGCCCCUCGACCUUGUCGCCAUCGAUCCUGAGGCGCAAGAGGACUUUGCCUUUACGGUGGCACGUGAUGUCAUCAACACCACGAAUGUGCUUAUCCCUGACGGAGACGCCAUCGAGAAGGAGGCCACUGACGGCAUCCCCACGGUGUGGGACGAACCCCCUGAGGUUCCGGCAUUGGAAGAUGACCGCAGACUCCCGAAAGGCACAGUCAGGUAUUCGCAGUCUCUUCGCAAAGUCGGGUCGACGCCCAAGUCGAAACCCGAUCCUGCCAAGCACAGGAGAAUCUCGGAGACAGUCGAGACCGACGACGAAGAGGAUGUCGUUAUGGACCUGGAUCCUGAUGACACCGCUCAGCCGUCGGAAGACGCCGCUCAGCCGUCGGAAGACGUUGCUGUUGACUUCGAGCCAUUCUUUGAGUGGUGGGGCUAUGAAGACAUCCCCGAUUUUGCCCCAAGCCAUCGCUACAUGACAGAUGGCAAGCGGCGAGCAUUGAGCAAUGCCAUGAGCUUUUUCCUUCGCGGCUUCGCGAAUAGUGCAGAGUCACAGGCACAAAGGCGGCCACCGCCCAUGAUGACCUUCGACCCCGCAACACGGGAGGUCGAAUGGGAUCACUUCAAAGAGCAAUUGGGCAAACAGUGGCGCGGUCUCCGGUCGGAAGACGUCAUGGAAGUGGUGAAGUAUGGGAACCACGACAAAGAUGACAACGGACGGUUUGAGUUGCGCGUCCUCCACUUCAUCGACCACACUGAGAUUCAUGGAAUCCGUGCGUUCCAAGGGCACUGCCGCGAUCUCAUCUCUGACGAGACUGAUCUUGUGGAUAUGCACAGUGACAGCUAUGCUUUGUGUGACGACUACAGGCCCACCAUGCAUACGCGUCCUGCCGUAGGAGUCACUGGCCAAAUCCACAACGACUGGGUCAGAAUGCAUCCGAUCGGGUACCAUGCGACCUAUUGGAGCAAUUUUUCCAAUAUCGUUAGUACCGGUCUCAUCCCAGGCGGUGUCACCCUCGGCGGAAGCACGGGGAGAGCCUUCACUAUGAUGGCUUCCCUCCCUCAGUGGGAAAGGCCGAACAACGCAGGCCUGCGACCUGGCGCUGAGGUUGAAUUCGCUAUCGACCUCCAACUCGCGUGCCUGGAAGGGUGUCGCAUUCUCCUGACAAAGAACAAUGUUCUGCAGACCCCAGAUUGGUUGUCCAAUCGCUACCUUAUGUUUGCUUACGAUCGCAGAACCGGGAAACCCGUAUGGUUUAACCGCUCGUACGAGCUCACGCGAGCUCGGGUGUCCAAAGCCCGUGAUGCAUAUGUCAAGCGUCAGGAGAUCCUGCCGGUCUUCAACCAAGACCUCAUCGAACGCGCAGCGGAAGCUGACGCCAAUUGCAUCAUGGGUUACGUUGAUCUCUGUUACCCGAUCCACAAUGAAAAUUUGGACUGGGUUGAGUUCUUGGGUAUGUUCAUGGACAUGCAGAAGCCCUCGCACUUGCGUGAGGUUGAGCAGUUUCAUGUCGAUGGUCGUACCAUCUGCUUUGAGCAGGGUAGCCCGCUGGAGGGAACUCCGUGCGAAUGGACUUUGGAUGUCCAGGUCUACUUCUCGCCCAUCGGGCUGACCACCGAGCGCCCGUUGCGUGUGGAGCGCAAGCACUACUCAGUGUGCCUCAACGUGCACUUCCCAAAGCUGCGCUGCCCUGAUGAUAGGUGCAGGUCUCAGAUGCUUGACGGCUAUCUCAAUUGCCCCCGCUGCCAGCGAAAGUUGUUCAAUCCGAGCGACAUCUCCCACAUUGCGGAGCUGGCUGAUCUGCGGGCGGAAGCCGCGCAAGGUGGAGCUAACCACAGUCUCCACUAUCUGGCACCAAGAGCAGCUAUCAACACUCGUCCACACGAGCACACCCGUCAGGGGGCCGAUGUUAAGAAAAGCAUCGCUGCGACUCUCAAGGAGAAGUGCAAGAAAAUGGUGGCGAAAGCAGCAGAAGGGACACAUGGUUCCCUGCGCCAGAACCUGAAGUACGAACCCUUCAGCGCCUUCAAUGUGUUUUCGAAGGGGAUGACGGUGACUUCACUCGACGAAGUCGAGAUGUUCGCGCGCUUGCGACUUCCCGCCCCGGGAACGGGGACGGAGGCAAAGAGAGGCUUUGCCGGAUCUCACACAUCCGAUGCACGCACUGCCCUCAUUUUCCCUCCCGUCGACGACAUUAUUCGCGGGGAGUACAAUUACCAGAGGAACAUCUUUCUCGAGCUGGCCAAGCACUGCUAUUUCUGUUUCCAAGAUCGCUUUUACUUGGUUCCUGAAAUCGCCGUGUUGAUCCGUGCCACUCAGUUGGCCUCUGAGGUCCGCAAUCUGCGUCCUUUCACAAUCCUCCGCCAUGACGGCGUCGAGUACCAGCCCGUGACCGGGACUGUCCCUGAGAUCAUGGCCGACCUCGUCGGUUUGCUCCGCAACCAUGCACAUCGUGCUCUCACCAACAAGGAGCGUAACCAGCAACGGGUUACUGUGCAAGUCGGGAUUGGGCAGACUCCCUUGGAGAUUCCAGCAUCGCUAGGAACUAUGGGCAGGUCUCAGAUGCUUGAGCUUCUUGGCGGUACGCGGUUCAGUGUUGAGCGUACCCGCGGCUGGAUUAAUCGCGAGGUGGAAGACCGAAUGGUCCGACAUGGUGCCACUCCCAUUGGCGCCAUGCGUGUGCCGCCUCCACCGCCGUCACCAUCCGGAAGGACUGGUCCUGACUCGUCGCUGCCUGCAGCAACACCCAGUGUUCGGCCUCCACCGGCUCCUCCGAGCCGAGGUCGCUCACCUGGCGGUGCAGCUUCGUCAUCCACGGAUCGUCCGAUGAGCACUUCUGUUCCAAAAGCUGCAAAGUCGAAGGCAAGGCCGGCAUCUGCCCGAAGCAUUACGCCGCCUCCUCCAAAACCAAGUGCCAACAGACCAGUGCAGCUGCCUUACCCGCCUACUGCAAAAGCUGUUCCGAAGGCUGACGCCGUUCGUGCACCUGAGGAAUACAUCACUGCAGAUGAAUGGGACAACUACUUUGCCGGCCGUGGCGAAGUCAGAGGCUUUGCUGUUGGUGAUGCACCGGCUCCGGUUGCUGCCCCUGCUGGGCCACCUGCCACAGCCGCCGGAGGGCGUGCUCGCACUCGCUCACCACGCCGCCAUGACUAUGGUGGUGGUCGAGACUAUCAAGAGGCCGCGAACGACAGGUUGCGUCACCUGCGCCUGUGUGAUGAGGCAAUUGAACAGCAACUCGAGAACCUGACGGUCACUCUCCCAGGCUUCCCAGCUGAUCGCUUGAGGGACUGGACUGACCAGGAUGGGAACGGAUUCGAUCCAACCCAACCAAUGCCUCGCAAUUGCACUCGCACAGAUGCUUGGUAUUGGGCAGUUCUCCGUGCCCGCUAUCUUGAGGAGCUGUCGCCCAACGAAGUGCCUUUUGUGAUUCCCGAUUACACCGACCGGGAGGUCUUGGUUCAGCAUCCAGUUGAGCAGAUUGCCUGGUUCCUGCGUGGCUGGGAGGAGUUUCGCCAAGACUCCAAUGGAGACAGGGUUGGCGAUCGCUUGGUGAGCGUCCUCGCAUUUGGCUUGGCAGAGGACUUCUCAGCGUUCAAGGCGAUGCCUGCCGGGGGUCUGGAUGCCCUGCCGGCCGGAGAAGUCGUGCUGGGCUUCAUCGACCCGGGUAGUGUUGGAACCAUCCCACACAAGUGGUCCCUGGACAGCCAGAUGCCCUACACUGUGGACGUUUGGCGUUCCGCUGACGGCGUGACGUGGACUCAGCAGUCCGAAGAGUUCUGGGAUGGCCUCGCGGAAUGUCAGGAUGCCUUUGCAGUUGCCGUGGCGCCAGAAAGCCCACUCUCCGGCAGGACUCAGCUGAUCGCGCUAAGCGGCGCCACCGGACAGCAUCUCUACGUCACAGCUCCCAGGGCAUGA